This is a messenger RNA of Zootermopsis nevadensis, 2661 nucleotides long. The record is from RefSeq and is a predicted model, not a curated record. NCBI's taxonomy places the organism in Eukaryota, Metazoa, Arthropoda, Insecta, Blattodea, Termopsidae.
CUUCGAAAGGAACGUGUAAAUAAGGACUCUCGAUUUGCGACACAGUCGAUAUUAAAAUCGAUGCAGAAAGUGUACGUAAAAACCAAUAAAUAUUUUUGUUUAUAUGACACAUAUGUUGUGAUUUAUUGUGGCGAUUAAAGUAACGUCAUAGAAGACACAGAAUGGCAAGUGAUAUCUUGGACCCCAUUUCGACAGCUUGUGAACGUCUAUUUGAUGUUCUUGGAACACAAGAUGAGAGGAAUGACCAAGAAGAAAUUAUACUAGAUCACAUCAAACAGUGUGCCAGCAUGGAUAUCCAAAUUGGUGACUUCAGUAGGGAUCUGGAAUGGUUCAAUGUAUCCGAGCCCCUGACUUUAAGUAAAGACUUAAGAGGAAAAAUUGUUGUGCUGGAUUUUUUCACAUACUGUUGCAUUAAUUGCAUGCACGUUCUGCCUCAUCUGAAACAGCUAGAGACGCGAUACUCAGCACGGGACGGUCUGGUGGUGGUUGGAGUUCACAGUGCCAAGUUUGACAAUGAGAAGGACUCUGCAAACAUAUUGGCCGCAAUUCAACGUUACAACAUCACACACCCUGUAGUGAACGAUGCUGAGGGGAUUAUGUGGCAAGACCUUGGUAUUCCGUGCUGGCCGACACUACUCAUUGUAGGCCCAAAUGGAGAGGCGCUGUUCUUAUUAGUAGGUGAGGGACACGUAAGCGAUGUGUUCAAGUUUGUGAAGACUGCAAUGAAUUAUUAUAAAAAUCACGAACAACUGCUUUAUCACACGUUACCAUUGUCUCCUGCAUUGCACAUUCUCCCAGAAAUAAAGGGACCAUUAUUGUUCCCCGGAAAAGUCGCAUGUAGUAAUGUCACCGUACAAGACGAAGAAGGCGCACACAACAAAGCAGAUAAUAAUAAUGACAGAUCAGUUGCAAGGAAACUUGAGUCAGAUAAUAAUAACAGCAUUAGUAAAGGCAGCAACAACUUAAGUGUACUGCGGGAUGGCAGACGUCUAGAGAGACUGGCAGUUUCCGACACGGGACACAAUCGGAUUAUUAUAUUUAAUACACGCGGCGGAACUGAGUAUGUGAUUGGUGGAGAUGAACCUGGUUUCGUAGAUGGUACUUUUCAAGAUGCUCGAUUUAAUAGUCCUCAAGGGGUGGUGUUUCACCAUCCAACUUUGCUGUACGUCGCAGACACAGAAAACCACGCUGUCAGAGAGAUCAAUUUGCAAACAUCGCGUGUCAGAACACUCGUUGGCAGAGGAGUUCGAGGUUCGGAUCUUGUCUGUGGAGCGCAGUUUACAGAACCGGUGAUCUCAUCACCAUGGGAUCUGUGCCUGGUGUCUAGCACUGUGAUUUCAGGGGCAUAACCUCUAGAAGAGUCAGAUAGAGAUGUACUGCUAAUUGCCAUGGCAGGAGUGCAUCAGAUCUGGGCACUGUUUCUCAACGACACUACAUGGUGGAAGGGGAAAGUGUACGCACCCGGCGCUUGUGCCGCUGUCGUAGGCAACGGUAAAGAAGAAAAUCGAAACAACUCGUACCCGCACGCGGCUGGAUUAGCUCAGCCAUCGGGUCUCGCCGUAGCAAGCGAACUGCAAACCGUCUUUGUUGCCGACAGCGAGAGCUCCAGCAUUCGCAAGAUAUCGUUAACAGAUGGGAAGGUGUCGGCUGUGGUGGGGGGUGACAAAAGUCCCUUUAACCUGUUUGCUUUUGGGGACAAAGACGGAAAGCAGUUUGACGCAAAACUGCAGCACCCUCUGGGUGUUGCUUGGUGUAACGAAAACAAAACUCUGUACGUUGCAGACUCAUACAAUCACAAACUAAAGGCUGUGAACGUACAGAGUAGCGUCUGCUCAACUGUACUGGGAUCAGGAAAGCCAGGCAACGAGACUGGGUGUUAUGAAACUCCAGACGCCGUACAGGUAACAGUCAUCAGAACUUCAUUAUUCAAAGGCAGGAAAAUAAUGAUUGUAGAUGGUUUGUUGCAGCUGGAAAUAUUCCUGCCACAAGAGCUCAAACAGGUGAAAAGUAAGAAGUCUGGUACAGUGCUACCAACAGAUCUAACAAUCAGUUCAGCUGGUGGGGAAAUCAGCCUGUAUCUAUCAAUCGCACUAGAUGAUGGCCUAACACUCACAGAUGGUGCACCUCAGAAAUGGGCUCUGGAGCUCCCAGAUACGUCAUGGUCAGCCACAACCUCUAGCGGGGAAUACGAACGAGAGAUGACACUGCGCAUACUUGUUCCAAAGGAGAAGCAAACUUCCACCACGAGUUUCUCCGUCAACUAUUGUUUGUACGUUUGUCACGAACAUUCAGAAUGCAGCAUGCAAAAACUACGCUUCGUUGGAACUGUCAUAUAUGCUGAAGGUGCACCGGUCAAAGUUAUCCACAGUUUCACUCACGUGAUCAGACCGUAUCAAACGCGAUCUUCAAGCAAUAACAAACCAUCAUAAUCCAUGCAUAAGCUUAAUUUUUAUAACCACCCAAAUAUUUUUUUUUAAAUCUGUGUUUAUCGUCAGUUUUAUUAAAAUGUGAAUGUUAUUUUAAAAAUGCAUAAAAUAAAGAAUAUCUGUAUUAUGUUGAAACUUGAAAUAAAGUUUAUGAAAAUGUACCCUCACCCACAAUCUUUCCUUUGCCUGAGACAAAGCUUCAAACCUUAAUAACUCUUUAGCAAUACCAACACUU